CUGACCGGCUUCUUCUCUUUCUUUCUGGCAGACAAUUCUCGGGGAUCGCACAGCUCGGAGAGGAGUCAGCAGGACUAUCCCAGGGACCGGGAGAGACAUCGCACCCCUUCAUCUGGGGACAAGCAGGGCGGCUCCAAGAAGAAGACCCGGACCGUGUUCUCCAGGAGCCAAGUCUACCAGCUGGAAUCCACCUUUGACAUGAAGAGGUACCUGAGCAGCUCGGAGAGGGCUUGCCUGGCCUCCAGCCUCCAGCUGACAGAGACUCAGGUGAAGACCUGGUUCCAGAACCGCAGGAACAAAUGGAAAAGACAGCUGUCCGCCGAGCUGGAGGCUGCCAACAUGGCCCACGCCUCUGCACAGACUCUUGUAGGCAUGCCACUAGUAUUCAGGGACAAUUCCAUCCUGAGGGUCCCAGUGCCCAGGUCUAUAGCCUUCCCUGCCCCUCUCUAUUACCCUGGCAGCAACAUGUCCCUGCCACUCUAUAAUUUAUACAACAGCAAGCUGGACUACUGA
This is a messenger RNA of Staurois parvus, 513 nucleotides long. The record is from the annotation of a GenBank genome assembly. Lineage: Eukaryota; Metazoa; Chordata; Amphibia; Anura; Ranidae.